AUGGCUGCGAAUAUGUACAGAGUCGGCGACUGCGUCUAUUUCGAGACGUCGUCGACGUCUCCGUACCAAAUCCGGCGGAUAGAGGAACUGAACAAAACGGCGUCGGGGAACGUGGAGGCAAAGGUCAUGUGCUUCUACAGGCGGCGGGACCUGCCCAACCCUCUCAUACAAUUAGCUGAUAAGCAUCAAAUGGCCCAGUCAGAGGACUCACCAGUCGCGAUGAAACUCAAAAAAAUAUGCCUUAAAACGCCUAUAGGAGAAGAACAAGCAGCACAGGCUGUUCUCGACCCUGCGAUAGUGGCGAUGGAGGAAGAAUCUACGGAUCUCCCAGGUACAGACGGGCUCGCGCCGAAGCAGCGGCACCAAGCGAAACACCGUGAACUAUUUCUAUCACGGCACGUGGAGACGCUGCCCGCCACACACAUACGCGGCAAAUGUACCGUCACACUCCUCAACGAGACAGAGUCGCUGCUCAGCUAUCUCAAUAAGGAUGACGCAUUUUUUUAUUGUUUAGUAUUUGAUCCUUCACAAAAGACUUUAUUAGCAGAUAAGGGAGAAAUCAAAGUUGGAAGUAGAUAUCAGACUGAAGUAACUAAUUUAUUAAAAGAAGGCGAGGAGGACACACGCAAGAGCAGCGAGUUAGAGACGCUGGUGUGGACGCCGGCGCACGGGCUGUCCGACCGGCAGAUAGACCAGUUCCUGGUGGUGGCGCGCUCGGUGGGCACGUUCGCGCGCGCGCUCGACUGUUCCUCCAGCGUGAAGCAGCCCUCGCUGCACAUGUCCGCCGCGGCCGCCAGCCGGGACAUCACGCUUUUCCACGCAAUGGACACGCUGCACAAGUCCGGCUACAGCAUAGAGGCGGCGCUGUCGUCGCUGGUGCCCGCGUCCGGGCCCGUGCUGUGCCGCGACGAGAUGGAGGAGUGGUCCGCCUCCGAGGCCAACCUGUUCGAGGAGGCGCUCGACAAGUACGGCAAGGACUUCGCUGAUAUACGACAGGACUAUUUGCCAUGGAAGACGCUAAAGAAUCUAGUGGAGUACUACUACAUGUGGAAGACGACGGACCGCUACGUGCAGCAGAAGCGCGUCAAAGCCGUCGAGGCCGAGUCCAAGCUGAAGCAAGUGUACAUUCCCAACUACAACAAGCCGAACCCGGCGCUAAUAUCGAACACGAGCGCUAGUAAGGGCGCCGUGCUUAACGGUGGCACAAACGGCACGGCCGCCGUCGCGCCCAGCCUCUGCGCCUCCUGCCAAGUGACAAAUUCAAACCAGUGGUAUGCUUGGGGUCCACAGCAUUUACAAUAUAGAUUGUGUGGCUCUUGCUGGCAAUAUUGGAAAAAAUAUGGAGGUCUCAAGACAGCGGGCGUGUUCGGCGAGAGCGAGGCGGAGACGACGCGCACCGCGCGCGCCGACGGCGAGGAGACCGCGCUGUCCGUCUCGCACCGCCCGCACCGCUGUACCGUUAUUAAUUGUGCUAAGGAGUUCAAGCUGCGCGCGCACCUGGCGCGGCACGUGGCGACGGCGCACGGCGGCGCGGGCGAGGGCGCGCGUCCCGUCAUGAAGACGCGCGCCGCCUUCUACCUGCGCGCCUCGCCCUUCACGCGCCUGGCGCGCCGCCUCGCGCGCGCGCUGCGCCGCCCGCGACACUACGCGCGUUCGCCCUUCUCGCCUAUCAACCUGCACCAGGUCAAGCACGAGUGCACGAUAGCGAUGGCGGGCCUAGGCGCGGGCGCGGAGAUGCGCGGCGCGGGCACGGGCACGCCGCGCGCGCGCGGCGCCGUGGGCGCGGUGGCGGCGCGCCUGGCGACCGCGCUGGGCACGGCGGCGCCGCGCGCGCAGGACUGGCUCACGCUCACGCCGCGCGACCGCAUGCCCGCCCCCAACCACGUCGCCUUCCCCAAGCCGCCGAAGGCGCCGGACGGCAGCCUGAUGUACGAGCGCGUGGUGUCGCGCGCGGAGCUGGAGGCGCGCCGCAGCGAGGGCGCCGCGCCCGCGCCCGCCGCGCUGCCGCCGCACGCGCUCGCGCCGCCCGCGCUCAAGCGCCGCGCCUACGACGACAUCAACGGCCUCGACAGAGGCGCGACGGUCGCGGCGCGCGAGCCGCACGCGCCGCCGCCGGCCAAGCGGCCCAACAAGCACCCGGCGCCUAUGCAGCGGCCCUCGCGCGAGCAGUACGCCGCCAUGUGCGCGCGCGCGCAGGCCACCGGCCAGCCGCUGCCCGCACAUGUUUUUACUCAUAUAAAUGGUAAACCCACAAAUUUGACCGGUCGCGGCGGACGACGCCACGUCAUUCCGUGGAUGGAGGCCCCCGACGACCUCUACUUCAGAGCCACCGAGACCGCCAAAGCCGCGCGACGGAGCCUGAGCGGCGGCGAGCUGCGGCGCGGCGCGCGCGCCCCGUGGCGGGCCAUGCGCGGCGCGGCGGGCGCGGGGGGCGCGGGCGCCGGCGGCAAGGCGGCGGCGGGCGGCGCGGCGCCCCUGCAGCUCGUCAUCCUGGAC
Brenthis ino (lesser marbled fritillary) is the source of this 2496-nucleotide messenger RNA. The record is from the annotation of a GenBank genome assembly. NCBI's taxonomy places the organism in Eukaryota, Metazoa, Arthropoda, Insecta, Lepidoptera, Nymphalidae.